AUUUUCCCUUCUAGAGGUGGUCAUCUGUGUGUCUUCUCAUCAAUGGCAACAUGCCUCGCACCAACGCUUCCGCUUUCCACCCAGACACCUUCUCUCUGAUGGGGAUCCCAGGGCUUGAGGAUGCCCACGUCUGGAUCUCCCUGCCUUUUUGCUCCAUUUACCUAAUGGCUCUCCUGGGCAACGCUACCAUCUUGCUGAUUAUCUGGUUUGACCGCACACUGCGGGAUCCCAUGUUCUCCUUUUUAGCUAUCUUAUCCAUGAUAGAUUUGGCCCUCUCCACAUCCUCAGUGCCCCGGAUGCUGGGGAUAUUCUGGUUUGAUGCACAUGAAAUUGGUUUCUCAGCCUGUGUGGCCCAGAUGUUCCUGAUUCACACCUUCACAGGAAUGGAGUCUGCUGUCCUGCUGGCCAUGGCCUUUGACCGCUAUGUGGCCAUCUGUGCACCGCUCCGCUACACCACCAUCCUGACACCCCGUGUGCUAGCAGGCAUUGGUGUUGGUAUUAUAAUGCGCCCGGUUCUGCUCAUGUUGCCCAUUCUUUACCUAACCCAUCGUCUGCCCUUCUGUGGGGCUCACAUUAUUGCCCACUCCUACUGUGAGCACAUGGGCAUUGCCAAGUUGGCCUGUGCCAGCAUUCGGAUUAAUGCUAUUUACGGUCUCUUUGUGGCUUCUUUUCUCAUUUUGGAUGUGGCACUGGUUGGAAUCUCUUAUGCCCAUAUCCUUCGAGCAGUUUUCCGCCUCCCAUCUCAAGAUGCUCGUCUCAAAGCUCUGAGCACCUGUGGGUCACAUGUAGGCGUCAUGUGUGUUUUCUAUAUACCCUCUCUAUUCUCUUUUCUCACCCAUCGGUUUGGCCAAAGAAUUCCCCGCUAUGUCCACAUUCUUGUUGCCAGUCUCUAUGUGGUCAUCCCACCUGCUCUGAAUCCCAUCAUCUAUGGCGUUAGGACAAAGCAGAUUCGAGAGCAUGUGAUCCGUGUUUUCACGUCAAAGUAGGGUAGUUCCUGGGGGCGUGUUAAACUUAAGAGUUCAGCAGUCAACUUUACCUCUAC
This is a messenger RNA of Phacochoerus africanus (Common warthog), 1042 nucleotides long. RefSeq names its product olfactory receptor 52J3-like. The transcript has a single exon. Gene Ontology annotation, biological process: G protein-coupled receptor signaling pathway. Bases 51 to 986 code for a protein of 311 amino acids. Gene Ontology annotation, molecular function: olfactory receptor activity; G protein-coupled receptor activity. Lineage: Eukaryota; Metazoa; Chordata; Mammalia; Artiodactyla; Suidae. The record is from RefSeq and is a predicted model, not a curated record. Gene Ontology annotation, cellular component: membrane.